Molecule: messenger RNA, 1953 nt
Organism: Aspergillus affinis
Lineage: Eukaryota; Fungi; Ascomycota; Eurotiomycetes; Eurotiales; Aspergillaceae
Product: WD repeat protein
Exons: 3
Coding region: 1-1953 (650 amino acids)
Cellular component (GO): nucleus
Molecular function (GO): protein binding
Source: RefSeq, a predicted model, not a curated record
AUGUCGAACCCCCUUCCGAACUAUGACCCCCGUCGGGCCACCAUGUAUAAUCGCCAACCGGAGGAGCUUCACAUCCCCUCCGGCGGCGCUUCGCUCCAGCGACAGUCCAUGUCCCAUGAAUUUGCGACCGGUGCCGAUAGCCAUGCCCCCGCGAUUAAUUUCCACCCGACGAAUGUCCAACCGAAUCAAUUUGGAGCCACGAACAAUGCCGGGGGAGCUCUGCCUGGAGCGCUGCAGCCGGGAAACGUCAACCGGCCGCCCGCGAUGUCUGUGAACACCGCCCCAUCUGUCCUUCCUACACUGCCGCAGUUGUCAACGCAGCAGCAGCAACAGCAACAGCAACAACCACCACCGCAACCACAACAACCUCCUCCGACAACACCUCGGUCUAACAUGGCCAAUUCUCAUAGUCACUCCCGUUCUAGCCCCGCGGGUGUGGAGCAGUCGAAAUACAAGCCGCACGGACUGUCGGAGACCGCGCGCUUUGGCUCAUCGCCCGGCGCUGCAUUCCCGCCGGUUACUCCACAAGGCGCCAAAUACUCCCCCCUUGGACUUUCAGAUAUCCGGCCAUCUGCAGAUCUAUUGAGCGAUCCGCUCAUGAGCCCAGGGUCGCUGCCCAACAAUGGCGACAAUCAGGUGCCGACCAACAGCAACUACAUUGCCCCAUGGCCCAUCUACGCCGUGGAUUGGUGCAAGUGGCCCAUCACGGGAAGCUCCAGCUCCUUCGGGGGCAAGUUAGCCUUGGGUAGUUACCUGGAAGACAACCACAACUAUAUACAAAUCAUUGAUACCCACUGGACCCAACCCGACCCCGACACGCCCGAUGCUGCAGCCGGCGAAAUCAAAUUGGACUAUGUGAAGACUGCGGAAGCCACACAUUCCUACCCUGUUACGCGAAUCCUCUGGGAACCUCCCUCGUCCCAGAAACAAUCGACCGACCUUCUGGCGACUUCAGGAGACCAUCUGCGAUUGUGGUCCCUGCCGGCCACGCCUCUGCAACACUCAAACUCAAUUACACGACCGGCCAACCAACGAGAACCGCCUGCGGCCAAGCUGUCUCCCCUGGCCCUGUUGUCCAAUUCGAAAUCUCCCGAGCAUACCGCCCCCAUUACCUCGCUCGAUUGGAACACCAUCUCCCCGAGUUUGAUCAUUACGUCCAGCAUUGACACCACCUGUACCAUUUGGGAUAUCCCUACUCUUACGGCGAAAACGCAAUUAAUCGCACACGACAAAGAAGUAUACGACGUCCGCUUCUGCGCCAACAGUGUUGAUGUUUUUGUUAGCUGUGGAGCCGACGGCAGCGUGCGCAUGUUCGAUCUUCGCAGUUUAGAGCACAGCACGAUCAUUUACGAGCCAACGGACAAGAAUGAAAAACGUAAUCACCCGGUGCCUGCUACGUUCCCUGCGUUCUUCCGUACUGACUCCGUCUUUACCCACAGUGAUCAGCCCCGGAAAUGGCAGCCCCUCAGCCCCGUCAUCCACGUGGCCUCCGCCCCUGCUGCGAAUCGCCGAGUUGCCCCUGACGAUCUUUUAGCAUCCCCUCAUGACGCCCAUCUCCUGGCUACCUUCUCCCAGGAUUCCAACAUUGUGCGCGUGCUAGACGUUCGCCAACCUGGCCAAGCCCUGCUCGAACUCAAGGGGCAUGCCGCCGCGCUCAAUUCCGUUGAAUGGUCUCCGAAUCGCCGUGGUGUUCUCGCCUCCGGCGCAGACGACUGCUUUGUCCUUCUCUGGGACCUGAUUAAUCAGCACAACGCUGCCCCCGUCCCGCCCGCCGUACAUAACCCCGGCGCGCCUUCGGUCACGUCUGAGCGUGGCCCCGCUGCCGCCUGGAAAUGUGACUAUGAAGUGUCUAACAUCAGCUGGUCGCCUCAGGGAGGUACAACUCCCUCUGGAAACCCUCGUGAUUGGCUAGGGGUAUGUGGUGGCCGUGGAGUUUGGGGCGUGUCUCUAUGA